AGGGUUGACCAGCCUGGCACGUGAACCCAGAGAAUUUCAGCCAACACUAGUCAGCACCAGCACUACUAGUACCACUAGUGCUUGCUCCUGUCAUUACGAUGUCGUCGGCGGCGGCCGUCAAUGGUGGGCAAAACCCUCCAAAUGCCCAACCUCAAGAUGCGCAACGGCCAUCUUUGUGGUCAAUGGUGCAGAGAAUGUUAUUGAUUUGGAUAGCAUCUCAAAUUGUAACCAAAUACGUGUUGAAACCGUUGCUUCCUGAACCCCAGGCAGCGCCGGGUUCCUCAGGACCCGCACCUUCUGCUCAAGGUGUUGGUGGUCCUUCUGCAACAACCGUGAAAGAGAACGCCGUGGCACAGCCCAUAUGGUCACCAGGAACUAACUUUACGCUUGAUCUUUACGUUUCUACCUCUUCAACUCCUUCCGAUCUCUUCGCGAAAACCAAGAAAAAUGAUGGUAACAUUCUGGCUCACAUUACUUGGGAGAAUAUAAACUGGGGAAACUGGAGUGUCGACGAGGUUUGGACUGGGGAUUUACGCAUACCCACUUCUGUAAGGCUAAGCUACAACGAUACACCAAUUUGGGCGUACAUUUUUCUCACCAUGAGCGGGUCGAGCCCUGACCCUUAUAACGCCAUGUUUUUUCCACCGCACGUCCAUAUGGUUCGCCGCGUGUUAACUAAAUACAUGAAGCCGCGAAAGGUAGUCAAGGAGAGAAAUCUCCUGAGCUCGGAACAAGAAUCUGUUGAAAAGCCUGAGCCGGAACCGGAGGCAAAACUUGUACCGUAUUGGUAUCGGAAUCUCACUUUGGCACUGGUUUCAGACGCCGGGCCAAUCCCAAUCAACCAACUCCCCCCUCCUAUGGCAGAACACGUCAUGUUCACUAAACAAAACCCGAAGAACCCCAACGAAAUAUCCGAGACGCCUUAUUACUAUCCUAUCGUUUUCCACAAUACAUUCUGGCACCUUCAGUCUUCGUACGAACCUCUCACUCCCAACAACGAGACGCUUCCAUUGCGUAUCACGCUCUCCGCCCUGUCGUACUUUAAAUUCCAACUCUACGCUGUUAUGAGCGCGUCCUUUGAGCAGGCGCAACGACAGGGGGCGGAAGGUGGAGGUGCCGGUGCCAGCGCUGGUGCGGCGGAGCUGGAUGAGUUGAAGAGAAUGUUGCUUGAGACGAACCCAAUCUUGCUGGUGACUACAUUUGUUGUCAGUGUGUUACAUGUGGUAUUUGAGAUGCUUGCAUUUACUGCCGAUGUUGGUCAUUGGCGCAAGAAAGAAGAGCUUACUGGAGUAUCGGUUCGCACUAUCUUCACAAAUGUUUUCAUCCAGAUCGUCAUUCUCCUGUACCUUCUCGACAAUAACGAGGAAACAUCCUGGAUGAUUCUAUUUGGACAAGGCACUGGGGCGCUUAUUGAGGCCUGGAAGAUCACGAAGGUUCUGGACAUUAAGAUUGUGAGGGCGGCGCCUGGCAAUAGAUUCCCUUACGCCCUGAAAAUCACAGACAAACACGUAUUAUCGGACGAUGAAAAGAAGACUCAGGAAUACGACCGACUUGCGUACCGCUAUGUCUCCUACGUUGCAGUGCCUCUCCUCCUGGGGUAUACCAUCUACACCCUUAUGUACCAGACUCACAGAGGGUGGUACUCGUUUGUUAUCAGUACACUUACAUCAUUUGUCUACACAUUUGGCUUCGCUCAACUUAUCCCUCAACUUAUCAUUAACUAUAAGCUCAAGAGCGUAGCUCAUUUACCUGCCAAGGCUUUCGUGUACAAAUUCCUUUCGACAAUUGUCGACGAUCUAUUUGCUUUCUGUAUCAAGAUGCCAAUUCUCCACAGGCUGGCGUGCUUCCGAGAUGAUGUCGUUUUUCUUAUAUAUCUCUACCAACGUUGGAUCUACCGUGUUGAUCCCAAACGAGUCAAUGAGUACGGGCAAGUCAUAGAUGCCCAAGUUAUAGAUGCCGAAGAUAAGACGGAUGGAGAUGCUAAGGAAGGAGAGGAGGGAGAGAGUAAAAAGGACAAAUAGUGUCUUGUAGCAUGUCAUUGUCGUUCUAAUCUCAGGGAUCACAAGACUGCGUCGCAACCGUAUAAGUACCAAGUUCAUUAUCUCUUGACCGGAAAUUUUGGCUAGAGUGCGCAUCUGGCAAUGAGACUAGAUAAUAACCUCAGUGACAUGGGUGCUCGGUGAAUGUAAAAUGCGUCCUAGACUCACCUUGAACUGGAG
Messenger RNA from Cantharellus anzutake, 2219 nucleotides. RefSeq names its product cleft lip and palate transmembrane protein 1-domain-containing protein. The coding region runs from base 99 to 2021 and encodes 640 amino acids. Lineage: Eukaryota; Fungi; Basidiomycota; Agaricomycetes; Cantharellales; Hydnaceae. The record is from RefSeq and is a predicted model, not a curated record. The transcript has 16 exons. Gene Ontology annotation, cellular component: membrane; endomembrane system.